AGACAGAAGUGAAAAUCCUGCUGGGUGUCGGAAAGGCACCUGAUGGAGGCUGAGGGCUUGGGAAAUCGUCAGGUGUGUGUGGCCGUUCCUUCCGACACCGCACGGACGGAGAAGGCAGAGGAGAUGGGCGCCUUUCUGUGGGGUGAUGCUGCAGGUGCCAUCCCACAGCUCCUGACUGCUCUCACAGAUCCCGCCCAGGGCAUCUCCCUGGUUUAUCCCGUGACAGGCGUCAGCUACUGGCCGCUGCCAAGGGCAAGAAGACAAGAAAUAUUUUUGUAAACGGAGAAUAACAAUUCUUUUCAUCCCGGGGAGAAAUCUCCUCGCCUCCCGGCGCCUUCGCAGCCGGAUUGGCUGUGCAGGGCUGCGGGCGGCCGCGUGCCGGCGGGACAAAGUCGCUCUGUGGGGGCUCCUCACUGCCGCCUUUGUCCCUGCGGGGCUCCGGCCACCCCCCCCCCCCACCGCCGCCCCUCCCUCGGGCCGGGCUCCCUGCGGCCCUUCCCGGGCGGCGGGGGAGAAGCGCGGCGCUCCGGCCGUUAGCGCCCGGGCGGCGAUGUUACUAUGGGAGCGACGCAGGGCUCCGCCGGCAGCGAACCGCCAGGGCCCGCGGGGGAGGCGGAGCAGGCCCCAGGCAUGGAAGAGCUGAUAUGGGAACAGUACACUGUGACCUUACAAAAGGAUUCAAAACGAGGAUUUGGGAUUGCAGUUUCUGGUGGCAGAGAUAACCCACAUUUUGAAAAUGGUGAAACCUCAAUAGUCAUUUCAGAUGUUCUCCCAGGUGGCCCAGCAGAUGGAUUACUUCAAGAAAAUGAUCGCGUGGUGAUAGUUAAUGGGACCCCAAUGGAAAAUGUUCCACAUUCUUUUGCAGUACAGCAGCUUAGGAAAAGUGGAAAAGUGGCCACCAUUGUUGUGAAAAGACCACGGAAAGUGCAGGCUGCUGCUUUGAGGAGAAGCCCUUCCCUUGACUAUGAGGACAGAGCUUUAGAUGUAAUGGAUGACCAUGCAGAAUUUGAUGGCAAAAGCGCUCGAAGUGGUUACAGUGAAAGAAGCUGGCGUAGUGGCAAUGGAGGGCGCAGUCAAAGUUGGGGAAACAGCCUGGAUCAGAGCUAUAGAGAUGAUCAAGACAGAGAGCACAGCCGAAGCAGAGAUUGUAGUAGGGAAUGUAGCUACAGCCGUGAUCGAAGUCGUGGUAGGAGCAUUGACAGGAGCUUGGAUCAAGACUAUGGCAGAGAUCGGAGCAGGGGAAGAAGCGUUGACAGGGAUGGUGGCUAUGGACAGGACUUCAGAAGAGACUACAGUCCAGCCAGUUACAGACAUGGAUCUCAACCUGAUCCCAGAUACGUGAGGGAGAUGAGGAGCCUAAGUCGAGACAGGCUUCAUUCUCGUAGUCCUUCACCUGAAACACACCAUCAGCAUGAGUACCUAGGACCACAGGAUCAGAAUGGACCCAUCAGUGUUCUCUUAACAAAAGGCAAACAUAAUGAAGAAUAUGGUCUCCGACUUGGAAGUCAGAUCUUCAUAAAAGAAAUGACCAGUACUGGCCUAGCAACCAAAGAUGGCAACCUUCAUGAAGGGGAUAUCAUUCUUAAGAUCAAUGGUACAGUGACAGAAAACAUGUCUUUAGCUGAUGCCCGAAAGUUGAUUGAGAAGUCUCGGGGAAAGCUCCAGCUGGUUGUCCUCAGGGACAGAAAGCAGACCCUGCUCAACAUUCCUUCAUUGAAUGACAGUGACUCAGAAAUGGAUGAUAUUUCUGAAAUAGAGUCAAACAGAUCAUUCUCCCCUCAAGAUGACAGAUUACAUCAUUCUGAUCUGGAUUCACAUUCAUCCAAUGAAAAGCUGAAAGAUAAAACAAAUUCAAAAGAUGAUCCGUCCAACAGGAUGUCCAGGAUGGGAGCAAUGCCUACGCCAUUUAAAUCAACUGGUGAUAUUGCUACAACUGCUGUCACUGUUGUAGAUGCAGACAAAGAACCAAAGUACCAAGAUGAUGUAGCAGUGCCUCAACCAAAAGCGGCUACAAGAACGAUUCUUAAACCCAGCCCCGAAGAUGAAGCGAUAUAUGGUCCUAAUACGAAAAUGGUGAGAUUCAAGAAAGGGGACAGUGUGGGUCUGCGGCUUGCUGGUGGAAAUGAUGUAGGGAUAUUUAUUGCUGGAAUUCAAGAAGGCACCUCAGCUGACCAGGAAGGACUUCAGGAAGGAGAUCAGAUUCUCAAGGUAAACAGUCAGGAUUUCAGAGGCAUUGUUCGGGAGGAUGCUGUUUUAUACCUAUUAGAAAUUCCCAAAGGUGAAACAGUGACAAUUUUGGCUCAAAGCAAAUAUGAAGUAUACAGAGACAUCAUGGCCUGUGGCAGAGGAGAUUCAUUCUUCAUCAGAAGCCACUUUGAGUGUGAAAAAGAGUCACCACAGAGCUUAGCCUUUACCAGAGGGGAAAUCUUUAGAGUAGUUGAUACACUGUAUGAUGGCAAACUGGGAAACUGGCUGGCUGUGAGAAUUGGAAAUGAACUUGAAAAGGGCCUCAUUCCAAAUAGGAGCAGAGCCGAGCAGAUGGCCAGUGUUCAAAAUGCCCAAAAAGAUGGCCCUAGUGACAGGGCAGACUUCUGGAGAACACGCGGCCAGCGAUCUGGAGUGAAGAAAAAUUUGAGGAAGAGUCGUGAAGAUCUGACAGCUAUUGUAUCAGUGGGCACAAAAUUCCCAGCUUAUGAACGAGUUCAGUUGCGUGAAGCUGGUUUUAAGAGACCUGUUGUGAUAUUUGGCCCUAUUGCAGAUGUUGCUAUGGAGAAGUUGUCAAAUGACUUGCCUCACCUGUACCAGACUGCAAAGACAGAACCCAGAGAUGCAGGUUCAGAGAAGGCAACUGGGGUAGUACGCUUGAACACCGUGAGGCAAAUCAUUGAGCAGGAUAAACAUGCUCUCUUGGAUGUGACUCCUAAAGCAGUGGAUCUGCUAAAUUAUACCCAGUGGUUUCCCAUUGUAAUCUUCUUUAACCCAGACAGUAAGCAGGGUGUGAAAACAAUGAGGCAAAGAUUGUGUUCCACAUCUAACAAGAGCUCAAGGAAGCUUUACGAGCAAGCAAGUAAGCUGAAGAAAACUUGUUCCCACCUCUUUACAGCCACCAUCAAUUUGAAUUCAGCUAAUGAUAGCUGGUAUGGUAGUCUGAAGGAUACAAUUCAGCAACAGCAAGGUGAAGCAGUUUGGGUGUCAGAAGGAAAGGUAGAUGGCAUGGAAGAUGAUGCAGAUGAUCGCAUGUCUUACCUUACUGCCAUGGGUGCAGACUAUUUGAGUUGUGACAGUCGGUUGAUCAGUGACUUAGAAGAUACAGAUGGAGAAGGAGGUGCAUACACUGAUAAUGAACUUGAUGAACCUUUGGAUGAACCAAGAAUUUCAUCUGUUGGCCGGUCCUCUGAACCUGUACAUCAUGAGGAGAAUAUAAAGAAAUUUAGCUUGGAACAAAGAACUCCAUUGAGGAAAGCUGGUAGCAGGGAGAUUCUUAGAGAACCUAGUCCACCUCCAGCAUUCAAGCCUGAACCACCUAAGGGGAAGUUACAAAACAAAGAGGAUCUAUAUGACUUCCCUAAGAACUAUGAUUCCAAACCAAGUAACAUCCAUAUGAGCAGUGAGACUUCAACUGUAUCAGCCAAAGCAGCACCACCACCUGUUUCUGUGAAACCUACUUUUGGGCGUCCCAUCCUGAGAAAUACUCAGCCAGCAGUCCCAUGUGCAGAAGAAGAAGAGGAGGGAAAGUUGGAAGAGGAAGGAAGCGAACAAGAAAAUACUCCAAAAUCUGUACUGAGGAAAGUAAAAAUAUUUGAGGAGAUGGAUCAUAAGGCGAGGAUGCAAAGAAUGCAAGAGCUACAGGAGGCCCAGAAUGCCAGGAUUGAAAUAGCCCAGAAGCACCCAGAUAUUUAUGCUGUCCCCAUCAAAACACAGAAGUCAGACCAGAACUGGACUCAGCCCAUGAGCUGCCGCCCUCCAGAACCCCAGAAACCUCCUACCAGACCUUACCUGGAGGAUCGUGGCAGCUGUGGCAGUGAUGGAGAGGAGGAGGAAGAGUACCGCCGGCAGCUCUCAGACCACUCUAAGAAAGGUUACUAUGGACAGCCAUCCAGAUACAGAGACACAGAACUCUAGGCUUGCUGGUCCGUGCAAGCAGAAUGCAGAAGGAGGUUCUCUUCCUUCCCGGCCAAAGUGGAGCACAGUUAGUCUUGCAAAGCUGUAUUUUUUGUAGGGGAAAAUUAGUAGGUGUGCUGCACAACGUAGACAUAUCCAUAGGCUGAAACUGGAAGACUUUGUUUUUUGGGGAUAUACCAUUUUGUUAGCGUCUAAGAAAAGAAAUCACUAUCGCCUGAACGCUGUUGCCUGUUUUGAGAGGACCAAAUCCUGUUUUAAAGUUUGCAUUAUUUGUUGCUAUUUUCAUACUUUAACAUGAAAACCUUUUUUUCCCUUUUAUUAACGCUGCCAAUUUGGGCUGUUCUAUGAAAAUAUGAUCUAGGGAUAAACUCCUCGAUGCAACAGAACUAAACUUACAAGUAUGUAAAAACAGUAAGUGCCUUUAACAAGAAGCAUUUCUAAUUGUUUGUUUGGACAUCUGAUACGUAUGUAAAGCCAUAACACACUAAUGGGGGGAUGGACUCUUUUGCCUAACUUUUUUAUCAGAUUCAUGGCAAGAAUUUACCUUGUAUGUUGUUUUUCAGAGUUCAUAUAAGCACGAUAUUUCAAAAGUACUGACUGUACAUAACUGACUGUGCAGCUGGUCAGGUUGGCUGGAAAAGACCAGGUUGUGCUAAAACAGAAAAAAUGGUGUAGAAAUUCAGUCAUGUAUCGAAAUUUCCACAGCCACAAAUAAUAAACAAUAGAUUCUAGACAAAUGUUGCAUUUCUUUUUUU
Molecule: messenger RNA, 4877 nt
Organism: Phasianus colchicus (ring-necked pheasant)
Lineage: Eukaryota; Metazoa; Chordata; Aves; Galliformes; Phasianidae
Source: RefSeq, a predicted model, not a curated record